Pristis pectinata (smalltooth sawfish) is the source of this 2432-nucleotide messenger RNA. Its product is annotated as heat shock cognate 71 kDa protein-like. Gene Ontology annotation, molecular function: ubiquitin protein ligase binding; ATP binding; ATP hydrolysis activity. Gene Ontology annotation, biological process: cellular response to unfolded protein; protein refolding. The record is from RefSeq and is a predicted model, not a curated record. Gene Ontology annotation, cellular component: blood microparticle; cytoplasm; vesicle. The transcript has a single exon. The coding region runs from base 180 to 2102 and encodes 640 amino acids. NCBI's taxonomy places the organism in Eukaryota, Metazoa, Chordata, Chondrichthyes, Rhinopristiformes, Pristidae.
UUCAUUGGUUAGUCCAGUCGUCCAUCAACAUCGGAGCACCGCCCACGCCACCGCGCUUCGACGAUAUAAACGGACGGAGCAGCGAGCCACGGAACAGCGACUGGCUUGGAGAAGCGAGGAAUCUUCUCAUUUGCGAGAGUUCAACGAAGAACGUCCGAAGGUUCAAUUUAACGACGGAGAUGCCUGGAUCUAAGGGAACAGCCAUCGGUAUCGACCUGGGCACCACCUACUCCUGUGUUGGGGUCUUCCAGCAUGGCAAGGUGGAGAUCAUCGCCAAUGACCAGGGCAACCGCACCACCCCCAGCUAUGUGGCCUUCAACGACACCGAGAGGCUCAUCGGCGAUGCGGCCAAGAACCAGGUGGCUCUGAACCCAUCCAACACCGUCUUUGAUGCCAAGAGGCUCAUCGGGAGGAGGUUUGAUGACCCAACGGUGCAGUCUGACAUGAAGCACUGGCCCUUCCAGGUGGUGAGUGACGGAGGGAAGCCCAAGGUGAAGGUGGAGUAUAAGGGGGAGAAUAAGACCUUUUACCCAGAGGAAAUCUCCUCCAUGGUGCUGACCAAGAUGAAGGAGAUUGCUGAGGCUUACCUGGGCUCCACUGUCACCAAUGCUGUCAUCACUGUGCCGGCUUACUUCAAUGACUCCCAACGCCAGGCAACCAAAGAUGCUGGUGUGAUAGCUGGUCUCAGUGUCCUGCGCAUCAUCAAUGAGCCAACUGCAGCCGCCAUUGCCUAUGGGCUGGACAAGAAGGCCAAAGGGGAGCGCAAUGUGCUCAUCUUUGACCUGGGUGGUGGAACCUUCGAUGUGUCCAUUCUCUCCAUCGAUGACGGUAUCUUUGAGGUGAAAUCAACUGCUGGUGAUACCCACCUGGGAGGAGAGGACUUUGACAACCGCAUGGUCAAUCACUUCAUUGAGGAGUUCAAGCGUAAAUACAAGAAGGACAUCAGCCAGAACAAGAGGGCGGUGAGGAGGCUGCGGACAGCCUGUGAGAGAGCAAAGAGAACCCUGUCUUCCAGCACCCAAGCCAGUAUUGAGAUUGACUCUCUAUUUGAGGGCAUUGAUUUCUACACCUCGAUCACCAGGGCUCGGUUUGAGGAACUGAAUUCUGACCUAUUCAGGGGCACUCUGGAGCCGGUGGAGAAAGCCCUGAGAGAUGCCAAGUUGGACAAAUCCCAGAUCCAUGAAAUAGUCCUGGUCGGAGGCUCCACCAGAAUCCCCAAGAUCCAGAAGCUGCUGCAAGAUUUCUUCAACGGCAGGGAGCUGAACAAGAGCAUCAACCCUGAUGAGGCCGUGGCCUACGGGGCUGCUGUCCAAGCGGCGAUUCUGAUGGGGGACAAGUCGGAGAAUGUUCAGGAUCUGCUGCUUCUGGAUGUUGCUGCUCUGUCGUUGGGCCUGGAGACGGCAGGUGGGGUCAUGACUGCACUCAUCAAGCGUAACACCACCAUCCCCACCAAGCAGACCCAGAUCUUCAGCACCUACUCUGAUAACCAGCCUGGUGUCCUGAUUCAGGUGUAUGAAGGUGAGAGAGCCAUGACCAAGGACAACAAUCUUCUGGGCAAGUUUGAGCUGAGUGGCAUCCCUCCUGCCCCUCGUGGUGUGCCCCAGAUUGAGGUGACCUUUGAUAUCGAUGCCAAUGGCAUCCUCAAUGUUUCUGCUGUUGACAAGAGCACUGGCAGAACAAACAAGAUCACCAUCACCAACGACAAGGGCAGGUUGAGCAAGGAGGAAAUUGACAGAAUGGUGCAGGAUGCAGAGAAGUACAAGAAUGAGGAUGAAAUGCAGCGGCAGAAGGUUGCAGCCAAGAACUCCCUGGAGUCCUACGCCUUCAACAUGAAGGGCUCUAUGGAGGAUGAGAAGGUGGCUGGUAAGAUCAAUGAAGAAGACAAGAAGAAGGUAAUUGACCUGUGCAACCAGACAAUCUCAUGGUUGGAGAGGAAUCAGAUGGCGGAGAAGGAGGAGUUUGAGCACAAGCAGAAAGAGCUGGAAAAUCUCUGCAAUCCCAUCAUUGCCAAACUGUACCAAGGAGCAGCCCCAGGGGAAUCCUGCAGGGCACAGGCUGGAAGUGCCACUUCCUCUGGACCAACUAUUGAGGAGGUGGAUUAAAGGACUAACGAAAAUGAGACUGUGUGGGUAUUGCACUGUGACUUUGGGCUUGCACUGUUUGUGUUCCCUGGCAGCUUCAGCAGGUCUGAUGCUGAGAGGUUGGCACUUGGGAAUAGAUCCCUCUGUAACAGCACUGGGUCAUGGCAAUGUCCUGAAUCAGGCUGUGACAUGUUGAUUGUAAAUAUUAAUAACUGGAUCUAUUGAUUUGCAUUGUUGUGUUUUCUAUAUUGUGGUAUUAUUGAAAAUCUGUCAUCUAUUUUUGGAAUAUUAGAUAUGUAAACAGUUUUUUAUCUUCUGGUUCACUUUGAAUAAAUCUUUUGAACUCUUAAA